CAUCGCCAUGAGUUCUCCAUGGGCGUGCAUAUAUUUCGCUCUGUUUUUCCCAAUUUGGUGAAAAGGUUAAAAUCAGAAUCGAGAAAAAAAAAAAAAGGAAAUAAUGGCUUCGGGUUCGUCCAGAACCCUAAUGGAUUUCUUCAAACCAGCAGCAGCUGCUAAGCGCAUCAAACUUUCAUCCUCAUCACCUGAUUCAGCAGUCUGUAAAUCAGUCACUGCGCAUUGCCACUCCGAGUCCGAGUCUCGCCUCCACCACAGCCCCGAAGACGAUACCACCCUAACCAAUGCCCACCAAAAAGCCCGCAUGGAAUUCAACAGACUGCUAGCCAAAGCAAGGUUCAACCUCAAAAUCUGUUCCCAGAAAGUCUGCAAGGCCAAAGCAGGUGAAGGUGACGGUGAUGGGGAUUAUGUGAAAUUGGCGGAACUGUUGGUGGAGGAGACGUGGUUGGAAGCUCUUCCGGGGGAACUUCAGAAGCCCUAUUUCCUGAACCUCUGCAGGUUUCUGGAAACCGAGAUGUGCUCUAGCAUCCGUGUGCCCAUAUACCCGCCUCGCCACUUGAUCUUUAAUGCUCUCAAUUCUACCCCUUUCGACACUGUAAAGGCUGUUGUUCUUGGACAGGAUCCUUAUCAUGGACCCGGUCAAGCCAUGGGCCUUUCCUUCUCUGUCCCCGAAGGAACGAAGCUUCCUUCCAGCUUACUCAAUAUUUUUAAGGAACUGCAGCAGGAUCUCGGCUGUUCGGUCCCGUCGCAUGGGAAUCUACAGAAAUGGGCUGUGCAGGGUGUUCUAUUGCUCAAUGCCGUUCUAACGGUUAGGAAACACCAGGCUAAUUCUCAUGCAAAGAAAGGAUGGGAGCAAUUUACUGAUGCCGUUAUUACUACAAUUUCACAAAAGAAGCAAGGAGUCAUUUUUCUCCUUUGGGGGAACUCUGCUCAAGAGAAAUCCAGGUUGAUUGAUGAGACUAAGCAUCACAUUCUCAAAGCAGCACACCCUUCUGGUUUGUCAGCAAACAGAGGCUUUUUUGGAUGCAGGCAUUUUUCUCGCACAAACAAGCUUUUGGAGCAAAUGGGUGUUACCUCUAUAGAUUGGCAACUUUGACUUGGAUGGGCAGCCAGCUUAUAUCCGAAAGCCUUUUGUGUGUUCGCUGAAAUCCCUUUUGAGAUGCACUACUAAGACAAUUGUGGUUCUUCUGUCAUGUAAAUCCAUUUUCCACAAGACCAGGGCCCUUCCAGUAGCUCCACUAAAAACAGCACAUACAUGACCACAAGUCAUUGCCUGUUUCUAGAUUGUAUUUACUCUUCAAUGCUGAUGUACAAGCCCGCUGAUUCACUUAUAAUGAAACGAAGUUUUCCUUCAUUUUCCUUUCAGAUUUUGAGCACAAAUCUAGGCUUUUUAAGCUUGUAAUUUAACAACAAAUACUGGUAUAUUUUGUUUUUAUUAAUAUAAAACGUAAUUGUUAAGUAGUGC
Molecule: messenger RNA, 1465 nt
Organism: Juglans regia (Persian walnut)
Lineage: Eukaryota; Viridiplantae; Streptophyta; Magnoliopsida; Fagales; Juglandaceae
Product: uracil-DNA glycosylase, mitochondrial
Exons: 6
Coding region: 104-1096 (330 amino acids)
Biological process (GO): base-excision repair, AP site formation via deaminated base removal; base-excision repair
Cellular component (GO): mitochondrion; nucleus
Molecular function (GO): uracil DNA N-glycosylase activity
Source: RefSeq, a predicted model, not a curated record